Oryzias latipes (Japanese medaka) is the source of this 1100-nucleotide messenger RNA. RefSeq names its product folliculogenesis specific bHLH transcription factor (gene figla). Lineage: Eukaryota; Metazoa; Chordata; Actinopteri; Beloniformes; Adrianichthyidae. Gene Ontology annotation, molecular function: RNA polymerase II transcription regulatory region sequence-specific DNA binding; protein dimerization activity; DNA-binding transcription factor activity, RNA polymerase II-specific. Gene Ontology annotation, biological process: developmental process; regulation of transcription by RNA polymerase II. The record is from RefSeq and is marked provisional.
GUAAACGGACAGCUAGAGUUCAUCUGAAAAGAAGUGUAAUUCUAUUCGGACGUAGUCUUUAAAAAAAAAAUGAAGGUGCCAGAGGCGGAAUUAAUGAGCGACAUUCUGAAGAGGCUGACGGGAGAGUCUGCUCUGCCGCUGUACUGCUGCAUCGAGAAGUACAAGCGCGAGAGGAACGGCCUCUACUUUGUCGCCGAGGAUUUCACUGAAACCGUCAAAAAAAGAGAAAUGGUCAACGCCAAGGAAAGACUGAGAAUAAGGAACUUGAACACAAUGUUCUCCCGACUGAAGCGCAUGCUGCCUCUAAUGCAACCAGACAAAAAGCCAAGUAAAGUUGAUACACUCAAAGCAGCCACUGAAUACAUUCGACUUCUUCUUGCUGUUUUGCGGGACACUGAAAAUAACAACACUGGGACGGAUUUUCUAAAGAAUGCAAUCACUUAUGGUCAGCAGGAUGGCUUCGCUAAUGACCUCUGGAGAAUGGACGAUUUCUUGAACCUGUCAGAUGAUCACAUGGAGGAUGGGUUCACCAUGCCAGCAGAACCUGCAGCAGAGGAUGGAGACAUGACUAGACUGGUGUUGCAGCAUUGUGUGAUGCCUGCAUACCAGUUCAUCAUCCAAGUAGCGCCCGAUCAAGCUUCGAGGGAUUAAUUAGCCACCGCCUCCCGACUGCACAUCCCAACCACUGACCCGAUGUCCUUGCUAUCUUGGACAUUGAUGACUUGCACUCUUUUUCCUUGACACUUAUUAUAAAAUGGCUUGAUUUAAAACCUAACCUUUAAUUUUUUUUUUCAUUAUUUAGUUGUACAUACAUUGGAAGUUGAUGCAUCUAGUAAACAUACCUAAAAAGAACUGCUGCUCUAAGAGUUCUCAUUUUGCUUUCAGCUGUACUCUAUUUGAGGAAAUGACUUAAUUUAUGUAUUUUUCUUGUAAUUGUAAUCAUAAAGCCCCAAUGAAAAAGAUGCAAAUUUGUGACAAUUUGUUGAGGUCAAUGUGAUCUAAGUUGUCAAUAUGAAUUAUCUGUUUGAAAACUUGAAUCUAAUUUAAAUUCAGAAAUGUCUAAAUGUGUUUAGUUAAUGAUCAAAUAAACAAGCUUUAAG